Messenger RNA from Drosophila grimshawi, 2846 nucleotides. RefSeq lists its product as uncharacterized. The transcript has 8 exons. The record is from RefSeq and is a predicted model, not a curated record. Lineage: Eukaryota; Metazoa; Arthropoda; Insecta; Diptera; Drosophilidae. Gene Ontology annotation, molecular function: enzyme regulator activity; calcium ion binding. Bases 807 to 2048 code for a protein of 413 amino acids.
UGCAGAGAAUUAGUUUGAUUUGUUCAAAGUAAAAGUUUAACGAAUUUCUGCUUUUCAAAGUGCUUGCACACGUACAAUAACAAGAACUUUUCACAAUUUUUUUUCAAGUGCUUUGCGCCAUUCGCAAGGUUCGAUUUAAAGCGUUCGCAUAUUAGCUGCAGCGAAAGCAUCAUUCCUAAAAAGACAGUUCUCCUCAAUAACACGGCAUUUAUAAACUGGAAAUGGAUUUGAAUGUCAAUGAAUCUGUUACAAAGUUUCUAAGCCCUUUUCGAAUCCCACUCCCACCCUUAUAUCCAGAGCUUGAAGUAUUACGCAUACCAGAUUUACCACUUGAUGAGGAGGAGUUUUGGCAGGAAAUACCGAAGAGAGUUUUACGUCAUAUUAUGCCAGUAAAUACGCCUGAUCCAAACGGUGAAGAGCUCACCAGAAAAAAAUCAGAAAAAAAAGAAGAAUUGAAGCCACCGUUCCUUGUACACCAAUCAUAACAGAAACAUGAACAAGAGCAGCCAGAACAGGAACUGCCCAAAUGUCAGGUACCAAUCGGUUAAUCCACAAAGAGCACAGGAAGAGGACACCAAUGCGUCUAAUUAGAAAUUUGAAUGUUCGGCGCAACGGUUGAACGAAUUGAGCUGGUGCUUAGUGCAUAUAUACAAUUAGCCAAGCUUGAUGAAAUUCGCUAGCGGGCGCAAUAAUUAAAGUCCACAGCAGUUGCAACCAAGGCCGCCACAUUGGAAGGAAAACGCCUCUUCACAGCAGUUAAUAAGUUUUUAACUGGUUCAACCAUUGCCCGCGAGCUGAGGCAACUAAUGACGAGAAACGCGCCGCUUAGUGGUGAUGAGCCCGACGAGGAGCAGAUGGCGACGGGUACAGACAACGAUGAGCAGCAGACGCAGCCGGUUGACGAUGGCCAGAGUCAGAGUCAGCAGCAGCACACAAAUGAGCAGCAGUCGACAGCAAAUCUGCCACAGCAGCGACGCCAAAGGCAACGCAAGAAAGUGACAACGCAGCAACAGCAGCAGCAGCAACAACAACAUCGUGGCGCCAACCAGUCGGAUGCGGACACAGAUUCCAGCUCAUGUGAGGCUGGUGGCGUGGCCAGGGCCGGUGUCACAAAGUCGGGCGUAACUCGAAAUAGCACUCGAGUCAGCUAUGCACAGCGCAACCUCAGCGACCAGGUUGUCUACGAGCAAUACAACGAUGAUGAGGCAGAUGACUAUGACGAGGAUGAAGAAGACGACGACGUGGAGGAGGAAGAGGAAGACUACGAUGACUAUGAGCAGCUGACCAGCUUGCAGCGUGCACCUAUCAAAACAUCGCCAACCAUGCGCGGCUCAGUGACAGCCGGAUCAGAUAUUGCCACGGAGAGAGAGUUGGGCAAGUCGUCACUAAGGAACAAGCGCAAAACGAAAACACGUCAAUUCUCGCAGCGGGCCAGCUCGUAUGCCGUGGAUGCUGUUCAUGGUGAGGCGGAUGCGGAUGCGUUGGACAAGCGUCGCUGCAUCUCCAAGGGCCAAAUGCGUGAAUUUCGCGAAGCAUUUCGCCUAUUUGACAAGGAUGGCGAUGGCUGCAUAACCAAGGAGGAGCUGGGCACCGUUAUGCGCUCGCUGGGACAGUUUGCGCGCGUCGAGGAGCUACAGGAGAUGCUGCAGGAGAUCGAUGUGGAUGGCGAUGGAAAUGUGAGCUUCGAGGAGUUCGUUGACAUACUCUCCAACAUGACCUAUGAGGACAAAUCGGGCCUGUCCUCGGCCGACCAGGAGGAGCGCGAAUUACGCGACGCCUUUCGCGUCUUUGAUAAGCACAAUCGUGGCUAUAUAACCGCCUCCGAUUUGCGUGCAGUGCUGCAAUGCCUGGGCGAGGAUCUCGACGAAGAGGAGAUUGAGGAUAUGAUCAAGGAGGUGGAUGUGGAUGGUGAUGGGCGCAUUGAUUUCUAUGAGUUUGUGCAUGCACUGGGCGAGCCGGAGGAUUCGCAGGAAAUCGACGAUGAGGAGGAGAACACCACAUCGCCGCUGCCGACGCCCAAGUCCGCAGUCUCCCUGGGCUACGAUUGAGAGAUUUACUAAGAGUUCAACAAUUUGCUCAACAUUGGAUAUGAUACCGAUAAUUAUAACGAUUACAUUUACAAUUGCAAUCACUUAUCUCACGCCAUUUGCUCUGAACGCACAGCUCAACGAAUCGAGAUGAAUAUUUACCAAGUAAUUAAAGUAAAUUAAUACACUAAUAAAAAACAAAAAAAAACUGUUACAAUUACUUCACGUGCAGUGUGAAACAUCAUAAGCAAUACCAAAUAUGAUACCACUAAACGCAAAUUCACAUAAAUUAAUUAAAAUAACUCAAAUUCGAUUAACAUCAAUAUAUACGUAUUUAUCUCUUUCUCUCUCUCUCACUCACUCUUAAAAUUUAACAUAAAAUCAAAGUACUCAUAGAAAGUGGUAUACCGAGAACGAAUCCAAUUUAAAACGUAAAUACUUAUUUGAUAUCUAUCUUGACUAUUUACCUUAAUAUUAUAUCGAAAACUUGUUGAGAUCAUACAAAAUCGAUUUUUCAAAACAUAAACAUAUCAAAAUCGCCUCAGAUUAAGUAUUUUUGCUGCACCACCAACAACAGCCAUUCAGUUUACCAUUCACCCAACAUCCCCAAUCAAAAAUAUAAAAUGAAAAAAAAAAAGAAAUAAAUAAAAAAAAAAAAAAAAUUGUUGCCCACAUUUGCGGCGCUUUCACAGAUACUCAAAAUAGCAACAACUUAGCAAUAUUUAUUUUCAUUUGGGCUAAGACUUAUAUAAUGUACUUAAGCAAUUCCAUUUUUUCAAAUUCAAAAUUUAAAUAUACUUACAUAUAAAUACUACUGAA